GAGAGAGGCCCUGGAGGCGCAGCACGCGAGUCGCAGCCUCUCCUUCCGAAGCAGAACCGUCGACGAUGCUGCUCGAGAGCGAGAUAACGAGGCUGGUGUCCGAGGGAGGAGUCCUCCUCGGCGAAGGCGUGUUCGGCUGGGCCUUCAGGGUCCGGUACCAGGGCAGGGACGCCGUGGUCAAGAUGGCCAAGGACAGGCAGCACGCCCAGCUCUUCCGGGAGGAGGUGCAGACCUUGGUGCAGCUGGACGGGCUCGGGGGGGCGCCCCGCGUGGCCACCAUCUGCGAGGACUAUCCCGGGUUCAUCAUGGACUACUGCGGCGGAGGGACCCUCCAAAGCAUGCUCAAGGACGGGCCCCCCGUGGGCGCCGUCCUGCGGGCGGUGCACGACCUCGCGCUGAGGCUUGAGGAGAUCCACCGGGCGGGAUACGCCCACAACGACCUCAAGGUCGACAACGUGAUGGUGGAGACGGGCGCCGACGGCCGCGUGCGGGCGCGCCUGAUAGAUCUGGGCCUCUGCGGGCGCCUCGGCGAGAGCCCCGGCCUGGAGGGAGACCCCAAGGUCCACCGCCACGUGGCCCCCGAGCUCCUGCGGAGGGGCGUGUCCAGCGUCGAGUCCGAGACUUACUCUCUCGGAUACGUCCUGCGCGACGUCCUGCGGGCGUACGCAGGCUCCCUCCCGAGGGAGUCCGAGCUGCGCUGCCUGGCGCGGGCCAUGACCUGCCCCGACCCCCUCCGGCGCCCGGCCUACCAGCUGUGCCUGGCAGGCCUGGCCGACAGCCUCGAGGCCCCGAGGCGGGAGUGAGGUCCGGGCCGCGGGCGGAGGGGCCAGGAAGGGAGGGCCAGGAAGGGAGGGCCAGGAAGGGAGGGCGAGCUUGCUUCCUCCCUUCGCCGAGCACUUCAUUAAAUACACACGCCGGGCUACUCCAGCGUGACACGAUGAUGUAUCACGCGAAGUGAGGGCCAGGGCGGCGCUGACGCUGCCCGCGCCGUCCGGUUGGUUGCCGACGAGGCUUUCGUAACACAGGGGAAAGGGACAAAAAAGAGAAAAAACAAAGAAAAAAGUAUAUAAAGC
Penaeus vannamei (Pacific white shrimp) is the source of this 1073-nucleotide messenger RNA. NCBI's taxonomy places the organism in Eukaryota, Metazoa, Arthropoda, Malacostraca, Decapoda, Penaeidae. The record is from RefSeq and is a predicted model, not a curated record.